AUGGCGUCCGAGGAUGAAAAGGAAUACUCCAAGCCCAUCCACGACAAUGGCGACAACAACAUCAACACAGAUACCAAACAACCACAGCAGCAACAGCAGCAACCUGCCGGCGAACAUGUCCUACCCUCCGUCAAAGGCAAGCCAUGGAUGUACAAACCCCUCAAAAUCGGCCCUUGGAGACUUCCCUGGUAUGCCUCGCCCGAAACCCAACUGCUCAUGGUCUCCUUCGUCUGCUUCCUCUGUCCAGGCAUGUACAACGCCGUCAGCGGCCUGGGGGGAGGUGGACAAGUCAAUUUCCGAGACGUGAAUAAUGCAAACACCGCCUUGUACAGUACCUUUUCAGUGGUGGGAUUUUUCGCAGGAUCGAUCGCGAACAAGAUUGGACUGAAGUUGACACUUUCCUUCGGCGGGUUUGGGUACUUCCUAUACGUGGCGUCGUUGCUGUCGUACAACCAUAAUCAGAAUGUUGGGUUUUUGGUGUUUGCGGGUGCGUUGUUGGGUAUUUGUGCGGGUCUGUUGUGGUGUGCUCAGGGGGCUAUUAUGAUGAGUUAUCCACUUGAGAGCCAAAAGGGCUCGUUUAUUGCUACUUUCUGGAUUAUUUUCAAUCUCGGUGGAGUUAUUGGAAGCUUGGUCCCCCUUGGCCAAAAUAUACACUCAACGGCCGGCGAGGUCAACGACGGAACCUACAUCGCCUUCAUGAUCCUCAUGGCAAUCGGCUUCCUUCUUGCCUGGGGCCUCUCAGACUCCAAAUACAUCAAACGCAAGGACGGCUCCAGAGUCAUCGCCAUCAAACAGCCUACAUGGAAGACCGAGAUCAUGGGUCUUUUCGAAACCCUUCGUCACGACUCCUACAUCAUUUUGAUGUUCCCCAUGUUUCUUGCCAGCAACUGGUUUACCGCAUACCAGUUCAACGCCGUGAACGGGUCUUACUUUAACAUUCGCACUCGCUCAUUGAACAGUCUGCUUUACUGGCUCAGUCAGAUGAUCGGCGCUUUUGUAUUUGGACAGUUACUUGACCUCAAGUUUUUGUCAAGGACUAUGCGCGCAAAGUUGAAUCUAGGGCUUUUGUUUGUGCUUACCAUGGGUAUUUGGGGUGGAGGGUAUGCGUUUCAGAGACAAUAUGAUCGUGAGACAGUCAAGCCUGAUAUGGACUGGAGUUCGCCCGGUUAUGUUGGACCUAUGUUUUUGUACAUGUUCUAUGGAUUCUAUGAUGCUUCUUUCCAGACAUGCACAUACUGGUUCAUGGGCUCCCUUAGCAACAACAGUCGCAAACUAGCCAAUUUCGCCGGAUUCUAUAAAGGAAUUCAAUCUGUGGGACAGGCAAUUACUUGGCGCAUGGAUGCGUUGAACACAUCUUUCAUACGCGAAUUCGCCGCUUGCUGGGGCAUCCUGGCCGGAUCUCUUGUAAUUGCGUCACCCGUGGUAUUCUUCCGGAUCAAAGAUUAUACAGAUGUUGAGGAAGAUCUCAAAUUCUCGGACGAGACUCUCAACGAGGUUGCUCCUGAUAGUGUUGUGGAAGAGAAGUAA
Talaromyces marneffei is the source of this 1527-nucleotide messenger RNA. RefSeq lists its product as uncharacterized. The record is from RefSeq and is a predicted model, not a curated record. Gene Ontology annotation, biological process: transmembrane transport. Bases 1 to 1527 code for a protein of 508 amino acids. Lineage: Eukaryota; Fungi; Ascomycota; Eurotiomycetes; Eurotiales; Trichocomaceae. The transcript has 4 exons. Gene Ontology annotation, molecular function: transmembrane transporter activity.